Molecule: messenger RNA, 1542 nt
Organism: Ceraceosorus guamensis
Lineage: Eukaryota; Fungi; Basidiomycota; Exobasidiomycetes; Ceraceosorales; Ceraceosoraceae
Exons: 4
Coding region: 283-1269 (328 amino acids)
Biological process (GO): phospholipid transport
Cellular component (GO): mitochondrial intermembrane space
Molecular function (GO): phosphatidic acid transfer activity
Source: RefSeq, a predicted model, not a curated record
GGCUUGCGCCUUUCCAAGUCGCUGCGCUUUUUUUGCACAUCACAUGCUGUGCAUGUAUAUACGAUCAUCUCCGCCAAAUGCGAUCUGCCGCUGUCCACCUCACUUCGCAGCUGCUCUCGCUAUUGGUGCACCUUCACUCAGCUCCUAGAGGAUAUCGCCGUAGCAAAUCGCUCACGCAUACACGGUUCCGCGUCUUGGCACUGCGCGCAGAGGAUUGCAGAGUCCAGCAUCUUCCGUGCGCGAGCUUCGCAAGAGGUCCAUCACGCGUGUGACAAGAUUGCAAUGCCUCAAGAGCACUCCACCACGUCCAGCUUCCGAGCUUCCUUCUCCACGCUCGUACCGGCAUACUUCGAGCGCUACCCGAACCCGCUGGCAAAUCAUGUCAUCUGCGCGGAUGUCAUCGAUCGUCGACUCGUCCCUCUAGAUGCAUCCUCUAGCUCCUCCUCCUCCUCCUCAUCCGCUUCGUACACUCGCUAUGGCUUGCGCACUACGCGGCUCAUCCUCAAGAAGGGCACGCUUCCUGCCUGGGCACCCAAAGGCAUUCUACGAAACAGCGAGAGCUGGGUGUUAGAGGAGAGUCUUGUGGAGCUCGAUGCGGCUGAUCAGAAUGAGGGAAGAAGGAUGCACACUUGGACCAGGAACUUGGAUCACACCACCGUGCUGGCGGUUACUGAAGGUCUGACGCUGACUGAGCGAAUCUCCUCGAGCAUCAAAUCCGGCGGAGAUGCGGAUGUGAAGGGGAAACAGCCUCUUAGAGGCGAUCAAGCAUCCACAGGAAUUGACUCCGUGUCAGAGAGCACAGUCGCUUGCCUCUCGCGCGGGCACAUCACUUCCAGCGUAUCGGCCGCAUUCCUAGCGAGGCGAAUAGAAAAAUUUGGCCUGAAGCGUUUCGUCGCGCACGCAGAGACGAGUCAUGACGGCUUGCUCCUGGUGCAUGCGGCUCUUCUCCGAGCCGCAUCAGGCGAGCCACCUUCGUCUCACUCGACCACCAUGACGAAGAGAGGCAAGCUUGCUCAAGCUCUGAGACCGCCAUUUUUGGACGGCUAUCCACCCAGCUUGAUCGUGAGGGCUAGGAGGAAGUACGAGCAGGCAAGAGGAUGGUGGAAGGAUUUGAGACGAGGCGGCACGAACGACGAGACGCUCAAGAGGGAGAGACCGGAUGGAGAGGAUGCUAGGAGAGGCAUAUUCAGGCCUGCUGACUGGCUGAGGAGCAGAUUGGUGGGCCUUCGAGGAACGGAAGAGCGAGAUCAUGGAACUGUAACCUCAUGAACGACAUCAAUAAUGGCUGCGUUUCUGGUCAGCACUCGAAGUGCCUAUGGAAGACCGAUAGCUUGUCGUGGUGCUCCUGGUUGUCCUCUACAUCAAAGAGGAGUCGGAGGCGAAUGUGCGCGGAGGGUGGCACAGGUAUGCUCACUACCGAAUCAGCCUAGGGUGUCCUCAACCCUCCAAUACCAAUCAUUGACACAAAGCGCAUCGCUUUGGUCAUUCGAUCUAAUCUCGGAGCUUUCAUAAGGACCCCUCAUGGCGCAGCUCCCGAUACAC